CCGCGCUGUCAGGCAGCCCGAGGUGCCCGCUCCGCUCCGCUCCCCGGCUCCCGCCGCCGCCAUGUAUCUCUGCAGGGCCGCCUCGCAGGCGCUGGCCUCUCGCCUGAGCAGGGCUCCUUCUGCCGCGAGCCGCCUCAAGCAGCGUGCACCUCUUCGCCAGAUGUCAUCUGGGAGUGUUCCUGGCUCUUCUGGAGAGAACAUGAUUUACUAUCUCCUUGCUGGUGUUGCUGCUUUUGGUGGUUUAUUUUAUGCCUACAGAAUAGUCAGUUCAUCCCGCAGCAACUAUAUUGAACAUAUGAAUAUUCUUCAUGAGAGAGCUGAGGGGCGGAAAAACAAACCUUGGUCAAGCAAGGAGGGUGAUGAAGAAGAAACGGCUGAAAUCACUGAAGCAGAGACAGCCACGGAAGAGGCUGAUGCAGUAGCUGCUGCUGGACCUGCAGCACAGGAUGAGAGUUCUGGGGUAUCCCCAGAAACUGGAGGGGAGAAUGACUUACCGGCUCCAGAUACGUCCCCUGCUGUGGAGGAAGCACAGCAGGAAGCUGCUGCUAUUUUGGAAGUUGCUGCUAAUUCAGACGCUGCUGCAGUGCAAGAAACUAUGAGUGAAGUCUUGGAUGUUGCAGCUGCUUCUGCCCAUGAGGAAAACUUAGACAGUGUCAAGGAAGGAGUAGCCUCAGCAGCUCAAGAGAUUUCUGACCCAUCGUCAAGGAGCGAGGACGUUGAUGCUGAGGAGUCGGGGCAGACUGCAGAAGUUUCUGUGGAGGAGAAGACACCUGAAGAAGUUGCUAAGGAACCCUAAAGUAAGCAGUGCUGAAGCCUUUGAAAAGUUUGACGGAAAUAUUUGUGGCAAUCAACCAGCUGAUUCCUGUGUGAAACCUCAUACUCUUCCUUGGAGACAUAAAAGAAAUUGUGCAGUUUGUCAUACCACACACUGCUCAUUAGGACCAGUAUUCAUUGCUGCAACAGACAACCUAAUACGAUUUAAGUUGGUUAGAGAGACGCUUCUGUGAUUAACAUCUCUGCUUUAGAAAGUAGCAUCCAGUAAUAACUGUCAAAGCACCACUCAGCAUGUAAUAAAUAGACGUGUUAAGAGAAGCAGUAGACUUAACUGAAACCAUGUCAGCUGAACUCGUUUUCAGUCUUUGUUGUCUCGUUAUGUACAUUGAUUUCUUACUUUUGGUCCAAACUGUGGUGCAUAAUUGUGCCAUUGUAACAUUCCACGCUAAAAUGUAAGUAAAAAGUUUUAACUAAGUUAAAAUCUUAUAAAAAUUACGUGUUAGUAUUUUUAAAUUGGGUCACGGGGAAAAUAAAAACCUUGUUUGCUCCCAAGUUUGGAUUUGCAAUUGUAAGCAUAGGACGUUUGGAUGUACAAGAUCUAAUUUUCCUCCUGCAUAAACAUUUUAGAUGCUACCCUUCCUUGCACAAUAAUAUCCAGGAGUAAACACUUUUAAGGCUCCUGCUUUGAGAACAAAACCUGUUUGCAAGUAGUAGCAAUAGGUACUUCAUAGCAUGAAAAUCAAAAUAACACUGGUAGAAGUUAUCAUCAUUGAUCAAAGUGGCGGCUCCUACCUUGGGGGUGCUGGGCCCCGUUCCUACCAAACCUUAUUCGGCUUGCUGUAGUCUUUCUGUGUUGUUCUCUUAGCAGCGGCACGCAGCGGUGGUGUAACAACACAGAGGUUUGAGAGAACACUCUUGUACAAAUCACGAGCAAUUUGGGCUACGGUAAAGCUCUUCUCUGAGCACUUGCAGAUGGCCAGCAAAAUCCCCGUGGAAGGCUAUGCCACAGGUGUUCAAACGGACAAGGAUUCUUAGGGACUAAUAAAGAACAGAAUAGCUAAAUAGUCUUGUCUUGUUAGUAUUAUCUUAAUAAUGAAAAAAUCUAUAAUGAAUAAUGGGUUUGUAUGACACUGUUCUCCUCACCCUCCAUUAUGCUGUGGGCAUGUGCAUGAGCGUGCAUCUGCUACAAAAUUUUUACUGAGACCCCCACGUGCUGAAAAGCAUUACAGCCAUCACAGAAUGGCGAUAAUUCUAAACCAGGGCCAAAUAAGGUAUGUUAUACACAAUUUAUAUAGAAAGUGUGAAUUAUAGGGUGUAUCUGACUGCUUUCUCUUCAAGCAGAACUUUGGAAAACUGUUGAAAGGGAAAUUACAACAUUAUGACAUUCCUACCCAUGGCACAAAGCAACACAAGCUCCUUCCCCCAUCGUAAAGCAAAUUAUAAUAGUGUUCCAACACAAAUACAGCCCCUGUACCUGCUUAGGAAUAACGAAUAAUGCAGAGGCAAAAUCAGGCUCCUGAGCUUCAAGAAGCCAUACCACAGCCUUCUGCUUAAAAGAUAAAGCCACUGUGAUUAAAAGCGAUUUUUGUAGACAAAG
Messenger RNA from Gymnogyps californianus (California condor), 2371 nucleotides. It is a transcript of the gene MGARP, whose product is annotated as mitochondria localized glutamic acid rich protein. Gene Ontology annotation, cellular component: mitochondrion; mitochondrial outer membrane. Lineage: Eukaryota; Metazoa; Chordata; Aves; Accipitriformes; Cathartidae. The record is from RefSeq and is a predicted model, not a curated record. The coding region runs from base 62 to 796 and encodes 244 amino acids. Gene Ontology annotation, biological process: anterograde axonal transport. The transcript has 8 exons.